AUGGCUGCCCCCGAUACUACUUCAAUUCCCGGUUACACCAUCUUUCGGGAAACCGACUAUGAGAGUGUGGCCGCUGCCGCGAUGCUGCCGCAAACUACACCACACCCACUAGACCAGCUCAGCAUCAAGGAAAUUCCCCAGGCAGCUCAAAUCAUCCGAGACUACCUUAGCCCCAAGACCGUCAAGUUCAACUGCAUUACCUUGCGCGAGCCCCGGAAGGCCGAGUAUCAGGCUUAUCGUGCUGGGAAGGUCCCGGUUCCGGACCGCCGUGCUUUUGCCAUCGUCAUCGAACGCGAGAGCCAACAGGUCUCCGAAUUGGUGGUGAACUUGAAGUCGCAAAAGGUGGAGUUGUAUAAGCCUGUCAAGGACGUGAUGCCCACUUUGACCCUGGAGGAUCUGGAUGUCAUGGAGCGCGUCGCUCGCCAAGAUCCCCGCGUCAUUCGUGCCUGCGAGGAGAUCGGCAUCACGGAUAUGAACAAGGUCUACUUUGAUGCGUGGGCCAUCGGCAUCGAUGAGCGAUGGGGCUUUGAGCGCCGCCUUCAGCAGGGUCUCGCCUACUACCGCGCCUCAGAGUCUGACAACCAAUACGCUCAUCCACUGGACUUCAGCGUUGUGGCAGAUACUGAGACGGAAGAGGUUCUCAGCGUGGACGUGCGCACCGUCAAUGGCGAACGAGUCCCAAUCCCUAUGGAAGAACACAACUACCUGCCCGAAUUUAUCGGCGACAAAUACAACCAUGACCGCCUCAAGCCCAUUGACAUCAUCCAGCCUCAGGGCGUUUCCUUCAAGGUCCGCGGUAACGAGCUGACCUGGGCCAACUUCAAGAUGCACAUCGGCUUCAACUACCGCGAGGGUAUCGUGAUCUCCGACGUACGCACCCACGAUAUGUACGAGAACCGGGAACGAACCCUCUUCAACCGUAUCUCCGUCGUCGAGAUGGUCGUUCCCUAUGGUUGUCCCGAGGGCCCCCACCACAAGAAGCACGCCUUUGAUGUUGGCGAGUACGGGUCCGGUCUCAUGACCAACUCCCUCAAGCUGGGCUGUGACUGUAAGGGCGUCAUUCACUAUAUGGAUGGAGUCGUGUCGACUGCCAAGGGCGAGGCUGCCGUGAUCAAGAACGCCAUUUGCAUCCACGAGGAGGAUAACGGCCUGUUGUACAAGCACACCGACUUCCGCGACGGAUCUGUGAUCUCCGCUCGUGAUCGCAAGCUCAUCGUCUCCCAAAUCAUCACCGCUGCCAACUAUGAGUACGGCUUCUAUCACAUCUUCUCGCUCGACGGCACCUACAAGCUCGAGAUGAAGCUGACGGGUAUGCUCAACACCUACUCUCUCCACUCCACCGAACAGGCCGCUCCCUACGGCACCCAAGUGGCACCCAACGUCACUGCUCACAACCACCAACACAUCUUCUCCCUCCGGAUCGAUCCCGAGAUCGACGGAACCAACAACACCGUCGUCCAGAGCGACGCUGUUUCAGCCGACCACGCCGUGGGCUCUCCCGAAAACCCCUACGGCAACGCUUUCCUCUGCAAAAAGACUCCUCUCCGCACAUCCCUCGAGGGCGCGGCCGAUUACUGCUACGAGACCCAGCGCUCGUGGGACAUCAUCAACCCCAACCGGAUCAACCCUGUGGCCAACAAGCCCAUCGGGUACAAGAUUCUUAACAACAACUGCCCCCCUCUCCUCGCCAAGCCCGGGAGCACAGUCUACAAGCGCGCGGGCUUUGCUCGCAAGCCUCUCUGGGUCACUCCCUAUAAGGACUACGAGCUCUUCCCCGCAGGUGACUACGUCUGCCAGUCCCAGGGCGAAGAAGACCACCCGCACAACUCGACCAUUGUCGACUGGGCCAAGCGCAAUGAAAACAUCGAGAACACCGAUAUCGUCUGCUACUUGCAGUUUGGUCUCACGCAUUUCCCUCGCACGGAGGACUUCCCCGUCAUGCCUGCCGAGCCGGUCAGCAUCAUGCUGCGAGCCUCGAACUUCUCUGUGAAGAACCCCGGUCUUUGGGUGCCUCCUUCGUCGGUCUGCGUCGACACUCAGUCUAAGAAUGCCUUUUCCACGUCUUGUUGUGCUUCCAAGGGGCCGGCUAGAUUGUAA
Molecule: messenger RNA, 2097 nt
Organism: Penicillium diatomitis
Lineage: Eukaryota; Fungi; Ascomycota; Eurotiomycetes; Eurotiales; Aspergillaceae
Product: peroxisomal copper amine oxidase
Exons: 2
Coding region: 1-2097 (698 amino acids)
Biological process (GO): amine metabolic process
Molecular function (GO): copper ion binding; primary methylamine oxidase activity; quinone binding
Source: RefSeq, a predicted model, not a curated record